AUGGGAAGGCGCUCUGGCCGUGCCGCCGCUCGGCGUGCCGCUGCCGCCCUAGAGAGCACCCCGAAGCACUUCGAACCCUUGGACGAUGAGGACGAGGUCAUGCCCGAUGCCGAGCAGGAUCAAGAAGCGAAAGCAGAGGAGCCGGAGCCAGAGCCAGAAAAGGAGGAGUCAGGCGCCGAGGAAGAGCAACAUGCAUCUGAGGAAGAAUCCGCCAAGUCACCAUCGCCCCAGCCGCGCAUGGUUUUGGUCCGCCGCAAGCGCCUCGGUCGACCGCCCAAAAACAAGCCUCCAGACUGGGAUGAGAUGAUCGAGGUGCCUGCGCGCGACGUCGAGACGCCCCGUAGGCGAGGCCGCGGCGGCUGGAGAGGGCGUGGCGGCCGCAAGGGUCAGCAGGCCCAGGUCACGCAGCAGCCUAUCGACAAGGAGGGCAACAUGAUGGAUAUCAUCGAUGAUGAGGUCGCAUUGCCGGAGGACCCCGAGGGCGAGACCAAGGUCGACAAGAUGGGUAAUCUGCUGGGUGGUCGCGAAUACCGGUGCCGCACGUUCACUGUGAGCGGACGCGGUGAUCGUCUCUACAUGUUGUCGACGGAGCCGGCUCGCUGUGUCGGCUUCCGAGAUUCGUACCUCUUCUUCACCAAGCACAGAAAGCUCUUCAAGAUCAUUAUCGAUGAUGACGAGAAACGAGACCUGAUCGAGCGCGAGAUCAUCCCCCACAGCUACAAAGGCCGUGCCAUUGGUAUCUGCACAGCGCGCUCCGUCUUUCGCGAGUUUGGGGCCCUCAUCGUUGUGGGCGGCAAGCGCAUCAUCGACGACUACGAAGUGGCCAAGGCACGCGAGGAGGGCGUUAUUGAGGGCGAGAUAGCCGACCCCAAUGACAGGUUUGUCCCGGGUGAGCCGUACAACAAAAACCAGUACGUGGCCUGGCACGGCGCCAGCGCGGUGUAUCAUUCAUCAACACCUGCAGUCCCGCAGCAGAGCGGGAAGCUGGAUCCUAAGAAGAGACGUGUGGCCGUCAACGACACCAACUGGCAGCUGGAGCAUGCCCGAGAGGCAAGCAACUUCAAUACCAUCUUGACUGGCGCCCGCCGCGUCAAUCUCAAUGGUGUCUACGACAUACAUACCAACACAAUCCAGUAUCCCGCCAUCAUGCAACCCACGAGAGUCCGCGCCGUGCAGGUCGCACCCUCGGAAGAGUCAUCCGAGUCCACGUCGACUGUCUUCCCCCCGCUCCCACCCAAGGUUGCACGCAACUUCCUGGUCACCGAUAUCCACCUCGAGACGCCCCCAACAGGCAUCUCGGCCGCCGCUUACGAGCGCCCGUUCCAGCUUGACUCGUCUGCCAGCCGCGAACGGUCAUCAGACUUCCUCGGCCCCUUCCGCGGCCUGGCCGCUGUCCCCGACGACAUCAAGGACCUGCUGCCAGAGGACUGCCGCAAGGCCUUUGAUGAGGCGCUGGGCAAGGAGAACAAGUGGCAGGAGCAGUGGGGCGAGGAGAAGGACACGAUGUGCCGCCAGCAGCCCAUCGUGGACAAGGCUAUCGUGCCCUUCUCCAUGAUGAUGUAG
Thyridium curvatum is the source of this 1563-nucleotide messenger RNA. RefSeq lists its product as uncharacterized. The record is from RefSeq and is a predicted model, not a curated record. The coding region runs from base 1 to 1563 and encodes 520 amino acids. NCBI's taxonomy places the organism in Eukaryota, Fungi, Ascomycota, Sordariomycetes, Thyridiales, Thyridiaceae. Gene Ontology annotation, cellular component: nucleus. The transcript is spliced from 3 exons. Gene Ontology annotation, molecular function: chromatin DNA binding.